GCUACACAUAUACUCCAGUUUCUUCAAUAAUCUCUCUCCCCCCUCUCCAUCUCUCUCGUGUAUAAAUCUCUCCCGCUGGCCCCAUAUCUCUCUGCUCUCCAAGAUUUCGCUCCAGUAAGAAAUUCCCAGCUUCUUCAUUCUCCUCGAGGUUUUCAAAAACCCAUCAAUUCUUGAAUUCUCGUGUUUAAAUUAGGGCAAUUCAUCACAAUUCCUGCAAUAUCCAGAGUUGAUUUGGAAAAGAUGGGGCUAGAGCAAGGUAGUUGUAGUACAUCUCAGGAUGCUCGUGAUGAAGAUGAUGAAGAUGAAUAUGAAGAGGCUGAAGGCGGUAACCGUCUUUUAGGAUUCAUGUUUGGAAAUGUUGAUGGUGCUGGUGAUCUUGAUAUUGAUUACCUUGAUGAGGAGGCAAAGGAGCAUCUGGGCGCAUUGGCUGACAAGCUUGGUUCAUCAUUGACGGAUAUAAAUUUGUCAGUACGAUCUGUACAAACAUCUGCAGAUGCAAUUGAACAAGAUUACGAUGAGAAGGCAGAAGAUGCUGUAGAUUAUGAAGACAUUGAGGAACAGUACGAAGGACCUGAGGUCCAAGCUAUAACAGAAGAGGACUAUUUAUUGCCAAAGAAAGAUUAUAUAUCUUCCCAAGCAUCAGCACCUGUUAAGGGCACAACUUCUCUGUUUGAUGAUGAGAAUUAUGAUGAGGAGGAAUCUGAGAAGGAAACCGAGGCUGAUGAAAACAAUGCUGAAGUUCAAACUACUAACUUAUCAGGUGAUAGUGAUAACCAUGCAGUGCUUUCGCAAGUGGAAGAUCUCCGGGGUGAUAUAGUCAAUGGUGCUUCUGAAACUGAAGAACCAACUCCGUCCUUGGAAGAUUUUCUAAAGGAGGAAGAUGAUAUCCUAGAAGAGCUAGUUGAUAAUCAGAAUAUGACUCCACUUCCGAUCUUAUACACAGAGGAUGGAGCAGUAAUUUUACGUUUUUCUGAAAUUUUUGGUAUCCACAAGUCUUCGAAGAAAUCAGAAAAGAGGGAGUGUAGGUACUCUGUUCCUAAAGACAAGUACAUGUCCAUGGGUACUGCUGAUGUCCUUGAAGAUGAUGAUGAGACAUUUUUCAAAGGAUUAUGCCAAGGCUUUACUUGGAAGUGUCGGACUCAUGUAAAUGAUGAUAUUUUACCCAUUAAAGAUAAUGAAUCAGAUCUAGAAACAUUACAAUAUGUACAGCAUCCUGGAAUAGUAGCUUCUGUAGUUGAUGAGGACCGGAGGGACACUUGUCUUAGUGAUGAACCGAUGAAGAAAGAUAUAGCAAUAGAUCCAUUUUUAGAGAAGAUUACACCUCUCUCCCCUGAACUUUACCUUCUUGAACAGCAGGACUGGGAAGAUCGAAUCAUUUGGGACAAUUCCCCGGAAUUAAGUGACCGUUUUGCAGAGACUUUAGAGAUCUCUGGACAUGACUCUGGUGCUUCAUUUGUUGAAAAUUUAGAGUCUAAUAUAGAGGAGCAACAUAAUCAUCAAGAGCUGCGGAUGGAAACUGAUGAGACAAGCAAUGCAAUUUUCCAGCGUAGCUAUCCUGUAUCUGUGGAGCCCUUUGGCUCUAGAAAAAUUUCAGAUUUAGUUUCAUCAGCAAGACAAUUCCAUCCCCAACUUCUGAGGUUAGAGUCUCGGCUUGAAAACGGUUUGGAUAAUGGAAAGGAUAGUAGCACUACUGAAGAGGUCGGGCAUCGUGAUGCAAUAAGGUCUUAUAACAAGGUGUCUCUGCUUAACAAAGACUUACUGGAAGGGUCUUGGUUAGACAAUGUAAUUUGGGAACCACAUCAAUCAAUGACAAAGCCAAAACUAAUACUUGAUCUUCAGGAUGAGCAAAUGCUUUUUGAGAUUUUGAAUGACAAGGACGGCAAGCAUCUGAAGCGCCACGCAGGAGCUAUGAUCAUAACCCGCUCUGUGAAGUUCAACGGUGAUUUGGUAGAGACAAAUGGUCACGGUACAUUACUGGGGGAGUCAUUCAAUAUAGCUAAUGAUAAAUUUUACUCGAAUAGGAAAUCUUCGCAGCAGCUAAAAUCACAUUCUAAGAAGCGAACUGCUCAUGGUGUCAAAGUUUUGCAUUCAAUACCUGGACUUAAGCUGCAAACGAUGAAAGCAAAGCUAAGCAAUAAGGAUAUUGCCAAUUUUCAUCGGCCAAAAGCUUUAUGGUAUCCGCAUGACAAUGAGGUUGUACUCAAAGAACAAGGAAAAUUACCUACACAAGGAUCAAUGAAAAUUAUACUGAAGAGCCUGGGUGGUAAAGGCAGUAAACUUCAUGUGGAUGCCGAGGAGACCAUUGCUUCUGUCAAGGCAAAAGCCUCCAAAAAGCUGGAUUUUAAGCCAUCAGAGGCAGUGAAGAUAUUUUAUUGUGGAGUGGAACUUGAUGACGAUAAAUCUCUUGCCCUGCAAAAUGUUAGGCCCAACUCUUUGCUGCAUCUUGUUCGUACUAAAAUACAUAUGUUGCCAAGGGCACAAAAGGUUCCUGGUGAGAAUAAGUCGUUGCGUCCUCCUGGAGCAUUCAAGAGAAAAGCUGAUCUUUCAGUAAAAGAUGGCCAUGUUUUCUUAAUGGAGUACUGUGAAGAAAGACCUUUACUAAUUGGAAAUGUUGGAAUGGGUGCUAGAUUAUGCACCUACUACCAGAAAUCAUCCACGGGUGACCAAACUGGAACUUCCUUGAGGAGUGGAAGUUCUGGUUUAGGAAACCUUCUCACCCUUGAUCCAUCUGAUAAAUCUCCUUUUCUUGGUGAUAUAAGAGCUAGUUGCAGCCAGUCAUGCAUAGAAACUAAUAUGUAUAGAGCUCCUAUUUUUCAACAUAAAGUAUCGUCAACCGACUUUCUAUUGGUUCGCUCUCCAAAGGGGAAGCUUUCCAUAAGGCGAAUUGACAGAAUUGAUGUUGUUGGGCAACAGGAACCACAUAUUGAGGUAAUGUCCCCUUCAUCCAAGGGUGUUCAGAUGUAUACAAUGAACAGGUUAUUGGUUUAUCUCUAUCGUGAAUUUCGUGCUGCUGAAAAACGUGGUUUGCGCCCUUCGAUCCGAGUGGAUGAGCUCUCUGCCCAAUUCCCUAAUAUGAAUGAAGCUUUUCUUCGCAAAAGGUUAAAGCAUUGUGCUGACUUUCAGAAGCAAUCAAAUGGUCUGUUUUGGGUGAUGAGACGCAAUUUUCGCAUUCCGCUGGAGGAGCAGCUGAGAAGGAUGGUAACACCAGAAGAUGUAUGUUCCUACGAAAGCAUGCAAGCUGGCUUGUACAGGCUCAAACGAUUAGGAAUCACAAGGCUGACAUCUCCUACAGGCCUUUCUUCAGCAAUGAAUCAACUUCCAGAUGAAGCUAUUGCUUUGGCCGCUGCAUCUCAUAUUGAGAGAGAACUACAGAUAACUCCAUGGAACUUGAGUAGCAAUUUCGUUGCUUGUACGAAUCAGGACAGAGAAAAUAUAGAGCGCCUGGAAAUCACUGGUGUUGGUGAUCCUUCUGGACGGGGCCUAGGUUUUAGUUAUGUUCGUACUGCUCCAAAGGCACCGAUUUCAAAUGCAGUUGUAAAGAAAAAAGCAGCUGUCAGUAGAGUAAGCUCUACUGUCACAGGAACUGAUGCAGAUUUACGCAGGUUGAGCAUGGAGGCUGCUAGGGAGGUUCUUCUUAAGUUCAAUAUCCCCGAGGAACAGAUAGCAAAACUGACUAGGUGGCAUCGGAUUGCUAUGAUUCGCAAGCUUUCAAGUGAGCAAGCUGCCGCAGGUGUCAAGGUUGACCCAACUACAAUCAGUAAAUAUGCACGCGGGCAGCGAAUGUCAUUUUUGCAGCUUCAGCAGCAGACGAGGGAGAAGUGUCAGGAAAUUUGGGAUAGACAAGUUGAAAGUCUUGCUGCUGUUGAUGGUGAAGAAAAUGAGAGUGAUGUUGAAGCAAAUAGUGAUCUUGAUUCUUUCGCUGGGGACCUGGAAAAUCUUUUGGAUGCAGAAGAAUUCGAAGAAGGAGAGGAGCGUAAUUACGAGUCCAAGCAAAAUAAUGCUGAUGGUGUUAAGGGGCUAAAAAUGAGAAGGCAUCCUUCCCAAGCUCAAGCAGAAGAGGAGUUUGAAGAUGAGGCUGCUGAAGCAGCAGAAUUAUGUAGAAUGCUUAUGGAUGAUGAGGAGGCUGAGCGGAAGAAGAAAAAAAAGAUACGAAUGGUUGGGCAGCAAUUGAGACAGGCUCAGGGGUCACACGGUUUUGAUAGUGUGGAGAGAGUAAAGAAGACCAAUGCAGGUUUUAAACAACAUACCCCUGCUAUUCAGCCUCGAAUCACACCAAAGGAUAGUUUUAAUAUGGAUAUGAAGCAGCAGGAUGAAAGGUUUCCUGAUAGAAAGAACUUCUCCACCAAGUUAAAGGCAAAGAAAAAAAAUGAAAUCGAACACUUAGGGUUUUUAAAGAAGGUGAAAAUAUUAGGAGAAGGAAUCAAGACUCUGAAGGAAAAGAAAUCAGCAAGAGAUAGUUUUGUAUGUGGAGCUUGCGGUCAGCUUGGUCACAUGAGGACCAACAAGAAUUGCCCCAAAUAUGGGGAAGAUCCAGAAACUCAGCCUGAAACUAGAGAUACAGAAAAGGCGUCAGGAAAACUUAAUUCUCUGGAUAAGACAGCUGUUUCGCAGCAGAGACCUCUACUGAAAAAGAAUACACCCAAAAGCAUGGCAAAAAUUCUUUUGGCAGAAACUCCUGAAGAAGACAAGUCUAGUUCAAAGGCAAAAAUUUUGAAGGUCAAAUGUAGCUCCACUGACAAGCUUCUAGAUAAAGCAACUCCAGCCACCUCCCAGAUUUCUGAUAUGCCUUUAACAUCAGAUACAGAUACCGCAAGUAGACCUACAGUUAAAGUUAAUAAAAUAAUUUUUGCUAAUAAGACCAGACCUGAAGACACCCAGGUCGAACAGCACAAGCCAUCAAUUGUGAUAAAACCACCUGUGGAGACGGAUAGAGAGCAGCCCCGUAAGAAGCUUAUUAUAAAACGACCAAAAGAACACAUUGAUAAUGAUCAGAUCAGCCAGGAAGAAAGCACUGACCUAGAUUCUCGAAAGACCAAAAAAAUAAUUGAGCUGUCGAGUUUCGAGGAUUAUAGAGAGCAGGAUAGCAGUGUCCAUUUUGCUGAAGCAUCCAGAAGAAGAAAUAGAGAUAACAAUCGAAUGUGGGAAGAGGAGCAGAAGAUGAGGGAUGCGGAGAGAAAGAGAGAAGAAAGGAUAAGAAGGUUUCAAGAGGAGCAGGCAAUCAAGCUAGAAGAACAAGAAAGAGUAGCUAAUAUUAGAAGAUAUGAGGAAGUCAUCAGAAUAGAGAGGGAGGAAGAAGAACUACAGAAGGCAAAUAAGAAGAAACAGAAGAGUAAAAGAACUGACCUCAGAGAUGACUAUAUGGAUGACUUUCCCCCUCGAAGAAUUGAUAGGAGGAUUCCUGGAAGGGAGCGAACUGCAAAGAGGCAGUCUGUGUUUGAGUCAGCAAGAUAUGGUGCCGAACAUGCCCCCCCUACAAAGCGUCGUAGAGGGGGAGGGGGAGAGGUUGGCUUGGCAAAUAUCUUAGAGAAUAUUGUAGAGAUUCUCAAGGAGAAGAUAGAAAUUUCGUACCUGUUUCUAAAACCAGUACUGAGAAAGGAAGCCCCUGACUACCAUAGAAUUGUGAAGAGACCUAUGGAUCUUUCUACAAUCAAGGAGAAAGUCAGAAACUUGGAAUACAAGAGCCGCAGGGAUUUCAGGCAUGAUAUGUGGCAAAUCACGUACAACGCUCACCUUUACAAUGAUAGGCGGAACCCUGGCAUUCCACCACUUGCAGAUCAGCUUUUGGAGCUUUGUGACUACUUAUUGGCUGAAAAUGAUGCAAGCUUGACCGAUGCUGAAGCUGGCAUUGAAAGUGGUUAGGGUCAUAAACCCUUGGUAGACAAGUUGAAAGAAAGCGGCAAAAAAGUAGAUCAAGAAAUGGAGGUAAAAGAUGCCUUGGUGUGCAUUGGUUUGCUAAAUCAUUUGCAGCCCCCACCAUUGCCUACAAAAGUAUCUUGAAGUUGGGUUGCUUGACUGCAUUCGUUAACAAACCUACCGCAGGUAAAUUACCAGAUCAGUUGUUUCCUGAACUUGAUACCUCCCUAGGCCCAGCUUCUCUGUUUGUAUAGAUUAUGUUUUAGAACUGGGAAACUAUGCCUUCGGCUCUGCAGCUGGUAUUUUCAGACUCUGUAAUUAUGUAGGAGUUCGAUAUUAGAUUCUUCAGUACUUUAGUCUUGAUAUACACCCUCUGAUUUCUUAUACCAUUGUAUAAGUGACUAUAGCCUUUUAUCUUCGUUCAGAGGAUAUCCUGUAAUUUGUCCUGUUGGUACUUUUUUUUUUUUAAAGGUGAUUUAGUUGAGACUUGAGAGAGAACAAGAAAGUUUUACAUAA
Messenger RNA from Daucus carota subsp. sativus, 6369 nucleotides. Its product is annotated as transcription initiation factor TFIID subunit 1. Gene Ontology annotation, molecular function: RNA polymerase II general transcription initiation factor binding; TBP-class protein binding; RNA polymerase II general transcription initiation factor activity. The record is from RefSeq and is a predicted model, not a curated record. Gene Ontology annotation, biological process: RNA polymerase II preinitiation complex assembly; transcription by RNA polymerase II. Gene Ontology annotation, cellular component: transcription factor TFIID complex. Lineage: Eukaryota; Viridiplantae; Streptophyta; Magnoliopsida; Apiales; Apiaceae. The coding region runs from base 241 to 5859 and encodes 1872 amino acids. The transcript is spliced from 22 exons.